CUCCGCCUCGCCGUCUCCGCCCUCGCGCGCGGCCGGCGAGCAGCAGCGUGGAGGCGAGGCCCUCCUCCUCCGCCCCGGUUCGGAUCGGGCUGAAAGCCAGACCGCAGUCAUGGCAGAUCUACAGGAGCCUCUCGUCCGUCCGAAGAGGAAGAAGGUUUUGGUGGACUACUUAGUACAGUUCCGAUGGAUUUUGGUGAUAUUUGUGGUGCUUCCAAUUUCAGCUCUAAUCUACUUCAAUAUCUAUUUGGGCGAUGUCUGGUCUGCCAUGAAAUCUGAGAAGCGCCGCCAGAGGGAACACGAUGAUAAUGUGCAGAAAGUUGUGAAGCGGCUCAAGCAGAGGAACCCAAAGAAGGAUGGCCUUGUUUGCACUGCUAGGAAACCUUGGAUUGCUGUUGGCAUGCGUAAUGUAGACUACAAGCGUGCUAGGCAUUUUGAGGUUGACCUUUCUGCCUUCAGGAACAUUCUUGAGAUUGACAGAGAGAGAAUGGUUGCCAAGGUUGAGCCUCUUGUUAACAUGGGCCAGAUAACCAGAGCUACAUGCCCAAUGAACCUUGCCCUUGCAGUAGUUGCUGAGCUUGAUGACCUUACUGUUGGGGGACUGAUCAAUGGUUAUGGAAUUGAAGGGAGCUCUCAUCUCUAUGGUCUUUUCUCGGAUACUGUUGUUGCAAUGGAAAUUGUUCUUGCAGACGGGCGAGUUGUUAGAGCCACUAAGGAUAAUGAGUUCUCUGACCUUUUCUAUGGCAUUCCCUGGUCCCAGGGAACACUUGGGUUUCUUGUUUCAGCUGAGAUCAAACUCAUUCCCAUCAAGGAAUACAUGAGGCUCACGUAUACUCCAGCUAAAGGGUCACUGAAAGAUAUAGCACAAGCUUAUGCUGAUUCAUUUGCACCACGUGACGGUGACCCUGCAAAGGUCCCAGACUUUGUUGAGGGAAUGGUGUACACAGAAACUGAGGGUGUCAUGAUGACUGGUAUGUAUGCUUCCAAAGAAGAGGCAAAGAAGCCAGGCAAUAAGAUUAACAACGUUGGGUGGUGGUUUAAGCCUUGGUUUUACCAGCAUGCUCAGACAGCACUCAAGAAGGGUGAGUUUGUGGAGUACAUUCCAACAAGAGAGUACUAUCAUCGUCACACCCGGUGCCUGUACUGGGAGGGGAAGCUGAUCUUGCCGUUCGGUGACCAAUUCUGGUUCAGGUUUCUCUUGGGCUGGCUGAUGCCACCAAAGGUGUCUCUACUCAAGGCCACCCAGGGUGAAUCUAUCAGGAAUUACUACCAUGACAACCAUGUGAUUCAAGACAUGCUGGUUCCCUUGUACAAAGUUGGAGAUGCUCUUGAGUUUGUUCACAAGGAAAUGGAGGUUUAUCCACUCUGGUUGUGCCCACACCGGCUCUACAAGCUCCCUGUGAAAACAAUGGUGUACCCAGAGCCAGGCUUUGAGCACCACCACAGGCAAGGGGACACUAGCUAUGCCCAGAUGUUCACUGAUGUUGGUGUGUACUACGCUCCUGCUGCCGUCCUGAGGGGCGAGGAGUUCAACGGCGCUCUGGCUGUCCACAGGCUGGAGCAGUGGCUGAUCGAGAACCACAGCUACCAGCCACAGUACGCCGUCUCCGAGCUCAAUGAGAAGGACUUCUGGAGGAUGUUUGAUGCUUCUCACUACGAGCAUUGCCGCCAAAAGUAUGGCGCCGUCGGGACCUUCAUGAGCGUCUACUACAAGUCCAAGAAGGGGAGGAAGACCGAGAAGGAGGUGCAGGAAGCCGAGGCCGCCAUCCUUGAGCCAGCUUACGCCGAUGAGGCGUAAUUUCGUCGACCUUUCUAUCUAUGGUUUAGCUGUGUGUCUCCCUCUUCACCCCAUUCCAGAUGGGAUUUUUCAUCUGAACUUUUUUAUCCUUUGCUUAGAACUUGGUAUGCGGUGUUUGUAGCGCUCUCUAAUCCUGUCGUCGUCCGUCCGUGCUUGGUUCUUCAUCGUCCCUUGAUCAAGUUGCUGAACUUAGUGACUUAUGUGGUACUUAACCCAGAUCUGAAUAAUUUUGUGGCUAUUGGAUUAGUUGAUUUCUAGCCGUUAAUUUGAGCUGUAGCAUCACUUGGAUUAGAGCUGCUCUUU
Oryza brachyantha (malo sina) is the source of this 2098-nucleotide messenger RNA. RefSeq names its product delta(24)-sterol reductase. Gene Ontology annotation, cellular component: cytoplasm; membrane. Lineage: Eukaryota; Viridiplantae; Streptophyta; Magnoliopsida; Poales; Poaceae. Bases 110 to 1795 code for a protein of 561 amino acids. Gene Ontology annotation, biological process: steroid metabolic process. The record is from RefSeq and is a predicted model, not a curated record. The transcript has 3 exons. Gene Ontology annotation, molecular function: FAD binding; oxidoreductase activity, acting on the CH-CH group of donors, NAD or NADP as acceptor.